This is a messenger RNA of Hyaloperonospora brassicae, 2283 nucleotides long. NCBI's taxonomy places the organism in Eukaryota, Oomycota, Peronosporomycetes, Peronosporales, Peronosporaceae. The record is from the annotation of a GenBank genome assembly.
AUGUCCAAGACACCCGACGACAACGACCCGACUCCAUUGCUGCCAGACGGAUGGGAGCAGUUCACGUCUCCAGAAGGCCACCGGUACUUCUACAAUGCCGCAACGAAGGAGAGCCGAUGGUCGCUGCCGUCGGAGGUACUGAAGCGAGAGGCGAUCGCUGAGCACCGCGACCCACGUCGCCGUCGGUCGAAUCGAGACAAGCGGAGGAAACCAAAGAGUGUGUUGGACACUGGCAAACUUUUGAUAGAGCACUUGGAGGACGGACCAAGCGAUCAAAUGGGAGCAAAGGCAACGAAGAGAGAGGCUGAAGGGACUGCUGGACCGGCCUCGAGCACCGUGUUCCAGCAGCUCCAGGCGUCGUUAGAAGGGAGACUGGGGGCUAUGCAUGCGGGACCAGGUCUUGCGUCCCAUGCGCCUCGCCGACACGACGACAGGAUGGAGAGUGGAGAUCGGCAGACGGUGGAGGUGCCGUCAGUGUCGGUGGAAGAGCAGCACGAGGCUGAGACGGCUGGCAUGAGCGCAGCCGAGCGAUUGCGUUUCUUGCGGAAAAAGAGGCAGGAGAGUAUGAUGUGGAAGCGCAAAAGCGUUGCGAGUGAUCCGUUUAUGGAAGAAGUUGCGAGCAACAUGAUGAAAAAAGGAGUCGUUGCUGGAAGAACCAAGCGAGAAGAAGACGGGGGUGAAAAAAAGAGGGUGACUUGGAAAGAGCAAGAGACGGCAGAAGAAGAGCGCAAGCGGCAGCAAAUGCAAAAGGAAAAAGAAGCAAGGGAACGAAAAGCAGAGCGAAAAAGACGCCAAGAGCAGAUUGCUAGAGAUCGGGAAGAGCAGCGAGAGCAGCCGAGUGCAGAGGAGCUUGAAGUGGAACAGCUGCGCGACCAGCCACAGGAAGAAAAGAAAGACGACCGAAAUGAGGGGGAAGCAGAGACGACGACGAACGAAAGCGAUAGCACGCGUGGUGCGUGCAUCGAUGAGCAUGAGCCUGAUCGUUACGAGACGGUCAAAGAUGGGCAAAACGGACGACAACACGCAACUGUUGCUGUCGAAAGCACAGCGGAACAAGGUGAGGAAACGACCGAUGCAGUUGCAGCCGGAUGUGUGGACCACGAAAGACAAGACCAAAGCCGAGGAAACGAAUGUGACACCUCGACCACUCGCGAGUCAACAAAGCAAGUGGAAAGUGUCGAAAACGGCCAACCCCCAACGUACGGCAGACCUAGCUCUGAGACGCAUCCUGACGCUGAUUGUGAUGAAAAGCAGCGCGUGCGCAAAGAGCGUCGGGCGCAAAAACGGCGUGAAAAGGAGUUGUUGGCCGCGUCAAAGCUGAGGUCGGUGGCACCGGAAGCAUCACAAAGCCGGCCAGCAUCCAGCUCAAAUAAACUGGACGAAACGACUGGCGCACGCUUACCUAGUAAUGAAGCAGAAGAGAGAGUGAAAGCAACGGAGAAGCAGUUGCGACGUGAACGGCGACGAGUGGCAAGAUUGGAAGCAGCAAUGGCAGCUCAACACUUGCAUGGAAACGGUAGCCAGGUCAAUACGCAGCAGGCGAAGGUCUCAGAGACACACACAGAUAGCAGCAACAGUGUGAACGCUGAAAUGGUCAACAACGGAAUUGGUACAGCAAGUGGACAGCCUGGGCCGUCGCUUUUCAGUGGCGGUAUGUACCCACCAUAUCCGUACAUGAUGAUGCCUCCGCUGCUACCGCCACCCGCACCGUACGGAUACUACUAUCCAUACAUGCAACCGCCUCCCGUGCCGAUGCCGAUGUAUCCUCCAGAGAUGGUGCCACCAGGCUAUCAAUCGAUGCUGUCGACUCCUCCGCACUCAGCAGCAGGGAUGACAAUGCCUUCGGCACUAGUGCCGUAUGGUUCCGAGUCGACACUGGCAAACGCGCAUGGAUACGGCACGAACUUCAACGGAAUGCAGUCUGGUUCAGAGUUGAGCAGGUGUGACUGCUGCAAGGGCAUCGGUGUUGGACUGGUAGAGAAGAACGGUGUCUGCGCACAUUGCAACCGGCUGCGCCUUGCGUUCAUCGUGGAUUCAGCUCAGAUGCGACUACGAUGUUCACUUUGCGGUGGGUGGGGGUUCCAGCUGCUCCAGGCAAACGGGAUGUGUGGACACUGCACUCGACAAACUGCGCAAAGCUCGCCGGUCAUCUCGGCUACCCAUCGUCCAAAUCGUGUUACAUCUGUGGUCGAACCGCGAAUGACUGCGACUGAGAGUAGGUCAAAGAUUGAUGACACUGAUUGGGACAAGUCGUCGUCGGACGACUCGGACUGGGACGAUUGA